Mobula hypostoma (lesser devil ray) is the source of this 19644-nucleotide messenger RNA. Its product is annotated as anthrax toxin receptor 1-like. Lineage: Eukaryota; Metazoa; Chordata; Chondrichthyes; Myliobatiformes; Myliobatidae. The record is from RefSeq and is a predicted model, not a curated record. The transcript has 18 exons. The coding region runs from base 276 to 1985 and encodes 569 amino acids. Gene Ontology annotation, molecular function: transmembrane signaling receptor activity. Gene Ontology annotation, cellular component: cell surface; plasma membrane.
UUUGAGAAACUUUGUGGGAAGUCUGCAAAACAUUUGUUAUGCUGCAUCCGUGAGCUUCCGUGUUUGUUCUGAUCCGAGGAAGCAUUCUGCGAUCUCAGUUUUCAGUCGGACUGCUUUGUGUGAAAACUACACUCCGAGCAUAAGGAGAGUGGGAGAUAUCUGACGCCUGUUCAAUUUGAUGCUCGGGGCUGACGUAGCAACCCUGAUGGUGAAAACUUGCAGAAACACUUCUCGUUGCUUCCUCUUUUGUUGAUCGUCUUCUCUUUGUGGAAAUAAUGGCAUGCUCAAAGCCAUGCUCUUUCGAGGCAAUAGUCAAAUGCUUCUUGGUUGGAAUCCUUUUCUUUCUGUGCAGUGUUAAGAGUGCCGUGAACGAUGGGGGUCCUUCUUGCUAUGGAGGAUUUGACCUGUACUUUGUUUUGGACAAAUCUGGGAGUGUUCAGCACCACUGGAGUGAAAUCUUUUACUUUGUGAAUCACCUUGCACACAAAUUCAUCAGCCCACAGCUGAGAAUGUCUUUCAUUGUUUUCUCAACCAGAGGUACCACACUUAUGACUUUAACAGAGGACAGGGAACGAAUCCGCAAAGGUUUAGAGGAGCUACAAAUGGUGUUACCUGGAGGCGAUACCUACAUGCAUGAAGGCUUUGCAAGGGCAAGUGAACAAAUCUAUUACUCAAGUGCAGAAGGUUACAGAACGGCCAGCGUCAUUAUCGCUCUGACAGAUGGCGAGCUGAUGGAGAACCUUUUUUAUUAUGCAGAGCUAGAGGCUAACCACUCUCGAAGUCUUGGAGCAACAAUCUACUGUGUUGGUGUCAAAGAUUUCAAUGAAACCCAGCUGGCACGGAUUGCAGACAGUAGGGACCAUGUCUUCCCUGUAAACGAUGGCUUCACUGCUCUCCAGGGAAUCAUCGACUCGAUCUUGAAGAAGUCAUGUAUUGAGAUCCUGGCAGCUGAGCCAUCAAGCAUUUGUGCUGGAGAAUCAUUUGAAGUCGUUGUGAGGGGGAAUGGAUUUUCCCAUGCUCGUAAUGUGGAUAAAGUUCUCUGCAGCUUCAAAAUUAAUGAAACUAUAACGCUCACUCAGAAGCCCUUGGUGGUAAAGGACACCUAUUUGCUUUGUCCUGCUCCAGUGUUGCAAGAGGUUGACAGAAAGGUCUUCUUGCAGGUCAGCAUGAAUGAUGGCCUUAGCUUCAUUUCCAGUUCUGUCACCAUCACAACCGUCCACUGUUCCGAUGGAACAAUUUUGGCCAUUGCACUCCUAAUCCUUUUCCUCCUGCUGGCACUGGUUCUUUUCUGGUGGUUCUGGCCCUUGUGCUGCACCGUGAUCAUUGCCGAGCCUCCACCACCACCCUCUGAUGAUGAAGAGGAUUUGGACUCGGAAGGAUUGCCCAAGAAGAAAUGGCCAACUGUUGAUGCCUCAUAUUAUGGUGGUCGAGGCGUGGGAGGGAUCAAAAGAAUGGAGGUUCGAUGGGGCGAGAAGGGAUCAACUGAAGAGGGUGCCAAACUGGAAAAAGCCAAAAAUGCCAGAGUCAAAAUGCCAGAACAGGAAUAUGAGUUCUCAGAGGCAGGAAUGCACAACAAUAACGUGGGUCGCAAGUUGAACUCUCCAAGAAAAUGGUACUCACCAAUCAAGGGCAAGCUAGAUGCACUGUGGGUUCUCCUGAGGAAAGGCUACGAUCGGGUAUCUGUGAUGCGCCCUCGUCCUGGAGACAAGGGACGUUGCAUCAAUUUCACUAGAGUAAAGGCCGGCAGGAAGCCACCCAGUUAUCCUUAUUACAACAACGUGCGAAACAAUGGGCCGGCUCCCAUCUAUUGUCCGACCAUCAGUCUUCCUCCGUCUCCUGCCCCGUCGCCUGAGCCGUCGCCCGUUAAUUCCACAACUUCGUCACCCACUCCAUCGCCAACUUGCACCUUGCCUCCGCCUCCGCCAGGACCUCCACCUACACGGGCUCCCCCACCGUCGCGCCCACCCCCACGCCCUUCCUUUUAAACUUGGCAACUCGAGUGGUUAAACCCUUCGUUUUAACAACAGACAGAAGGGGAACCAAAGAGGUACUGCGUAAAGGUUCUUAAUGGUCUGAAGAAGACAGCUUCCCUUUGGUCAGUUUGUAGAGGGUGUCUGCAGCAAAACAAACUCCAACUUACACAGCAGUAUCCUUUGAACUCGUGCCAGUUAACAUUGGCCUUAUUGUCUUCAACUUGAUCAACUGUUGCUUUUAAACGUGUGAUAUAUUGAUCUUUGGCAGUUACCAUUUUAUAUAACAAUGCAUUUUUACUAUUUUUCUGCAACAAUACCGAGUGUGAAGAUUCAACAUGUGUUUCUCUGCAUGUUGGAUUUUGACCAAUUCAUUGGGAAAACAAUGACUGUUGAGGUAGAGGGUGUAUAGCAGGAUCUGGCAAUGUUCCCUGUUAAUUCUGCUACCCUUAGUGUAAGGUAUAAGCCUUUUGGCUUAUCUUGUGGAAGGAACUAUUAUUUACCUUACUGUCUGUACAUAUUUGAGACAGGGAGAAUUUCCUUUGACUGGACCAUUUCCUGCCAAUUCAACCAUUGUCAGGGUCAUGUUUCUUUGAUUGGACCAGAAAUUGGAGUAUGUCAUUUAGGUAGGGAGUGUGGGUAGCUCCAUGUUAUGGGCAAGGGGAAGAAACACAUGCAUUACUCCAUCUAGCCCAUCCUCCCCGCUCUCCCUCCACUCCCAAUUUCAGACUGUCAAGGAACAUCACUGUCUGGGCCAGAAAAUGGAAAGAUGGAGUCCAGAGAGCCCAGAGGGAAAUGGAAAGGGUUGGACAUUCCGUCAACACAAAUCAGCUAUUAGCAGCAGAAAGGUAAUACAGGACAGGUCUGACCUCCUCGCAGUGUUGUCUAUGCUGGCAUUGGUCCCAGUCAGUCAAUGGUUAAUUCCUACUAACUUGAUCUCUUGGUAAAUUGUGGAAAACUGAAGUGCUGGUUUUUCACUUUUAGUUGUAAAUGGCAGUGUGAAGAAUCCUUUAAAUAAUCCAGGCCAUAAUCAAGUGCAAGCACUGACAGCAUUGUCAUUGGAAGAGCGGGACGCAGGCUCGAUACCCGCUCUCCACUGAAUUCCGCCACUGCCCCAGAUACCACCUUACUCCUCUGUCAAUGGAUGCCUGGGAGCAAGUAGUCCAGAUGGCUCCAAUCCCAGGGCAGGAGGGAUCAUGAAGCAAUGAGGGAUUUAUUGCCUUGAGUAAGCCAAAAAGUGCUUCCAGUGAGUAUGGUAAAAGUGGGUAUGACCUACUGGAGUAUUCAGUUAUACUAGAACUGAUCUACAACCCUAAAGGAGCAAAUAAGAGUGAGAAACCUUAGGUGUAGCUGUCUUUAAGUUAUAGAAGAUUCAUCUGCAGCUCAUUGAUGAGAAACUAAAUCAAAAUAAAAGGCAUGGAAAGACUUAGUUCAGAGGCUGCCUGCUUCCUAAAGCGUUUGAAGCAAGUUGUGUCGUUCACAGUGAUCACACCUUCAUGCUUUCCUUGAGUUCUGAAUCUAUAUCUGCCCAGCCAUCAAUAGAAAUCGCUGCCUUGGUCAGCUCUGACUCACUACAGUCUCUUCCCAAUUUUCUCUACACAUGACAUCUACAACUGCCUGAACAUUGCUGCCUCUCUCCCAUCCACAUCUGUAUCUGUAUGACCAGAAUCAUCCAGGAAUCAGAAACAAAAACAGACAAUGCUGGAGAUACUCAGCAGAUCAGGCAGCAUCUACGGUGAGGGAAACAGCUGAUAUUGCAGCUCAAUGACCUCUCAUUAGAAGCAUCAACACUUUUAACAGAUGCUGUCUUGCUCUCUGCAUUUUCUGUUCAUUAGCUAAGCAGCAUAAUAAUCUGCACUCCUGUCGAUAACUUAUGCAGUUUGGUUUGAGAAACUGACAACUUACUCUCUCAGAGUUAGAAGGAUUUAGACUGUGAACGUGCACAACUAAGAGGUGACAAACAAAUACAAAAGCAAAGUCCUGCAGAUUCUAGAAACCUGAACUAAAGGCAGGAAGUUAGGCAGCAUCGACACGAAAUGUUGUUGAUUUAAAACUAUAUUUCUUGCUCCACAGCUACUGCUAGACCUGCUAAGCAUAUUCUGUUUGAUCAUUAAAAACUGCCACCUAUAAACUUCGGAAAAAACCCUCAGGCCUUGCACAAGCUGCAGGAAAAAAAAACGUUAAUAAAUAAUAAGAAUCCUUGAACACUGCCCCAAACUCCUCAAACUGUUUUCUCAACCAAGAAUACUGCUUGGGGUGAUGAAAGAACCCUAGUUGCUUAUUGAUGAAGGGCCUCCCUGCCUCGUUCUACACAUUAUGCAGUUCUCAUUUAGUCAAGAGCAGCAAAAUCUGUAUAAAUGCUUUUUAAACCAAACAGUGGAUUAUAAAAUUUUCUAUCCUUGAAGAACUUUCAACUGACAUCUAGAACCAUUUGAGUUGUUUUAAGCAGAUGUUCUUAUAUGCUGUUAAUGAAGAGGUAGGUUUACCAGUACUGGUUACGGAUUAACAUGCAUCCUAACUUCCUCACGGGAUAGCACUUCGAUCUACAAUCGCAUGUAAAGGGACAAAAAUAGAACUGAAUAUGAAAUUCAGAAUUCUAUGGUCAGGGCCAACAUCUCCUUUGGAAUGAGAUGCUGUAUUUUGUGAGCAGUUUGGAGUGAACUCAUACCUGAGUUUGAGAUUCAGUCUAUGAGGACCUUUUGCCCCUCAAACCUUUAGGUCUGUUCUUUAAUCAAGAGGUCUGAGGAAUUAGUUGAAAACUUGCAAAACGUUACUGAACUGAUAGGAUUGACCAAAGCUUCUUCAUGCAGGGAAUGGUAAAUUAGAUCAAAGAAAAAAUUACUGGCUGACACCAUCUGGGAUUUAGAAGCCUUGCAGGAAAGACUAACAAACGGAAUCGAUUUCUAUUGUUUUGAAGUUCAGGGAUGAGUUAGUCAAGGCAGAAGACUGUUAAUUGAUUUCAGUGCGGUUUUCAUGUAAAAUAGAGGAAUCAUUGCGGUUUGAGAAUAAAAGGAAGCUUCAGAGAGCAUUGAAGGUAGAUGUACUGAAUGAACUGAGACAUGGGGAAGGAUGGCACAGAUAGAAAGGCUGUAAACUGGAUGUGAGGGGACAAUUUAUUGAACAGAUAACAUCAUCACUGUAGACCACAUCUUCUCAAUUAAAGUAACAAGGGAUAAGUCUUGAUGAACAAUAGUGUUCUUUUAGUUUGAGACAACUAUAACAAAUACGUGCAACUUCCCUAGGGAAGUAAUUCUUAAUCAGAUUUAUUAACCUCAUCAAUUGGUGCCAGUGGCUAAAUCCAGGGGGUGAACUCUUCCCCUCACUCCCUCCACCCAUUUUGCCUUUAGCGAUCUGUAACAAUAAACUCAGGCUAGUGGACUUGGGCACGGAGUAACCGGAGACUCGAGUAUAAAACACUGGCGAGAGUUUAUUCGCAGAAGAACCAAUAAAGAGACACAGGUUACUCAAAGCGAACGUCACUAUGGAAAGGCUAGUUCAAGGCUGAACAACGCAUGGUCAGCAGGUACAACUUCAAUAGUACAAGCCGAUGAAAAGCCCACAGUUACCAAUAAACAGCACGGAAAAUCUGGGAAUAAUUAACAGGCAAAACAAGCCACAAUUAGGUGAAUCAACAAUAUUCAGGUGAAGUCGAGCGGCGAGGUCUGAAGCCCUCGGAGACCUCCUGCUGCUACAAAGGGUUCAUUGUUACUGCCUGCUACACUGGUGGCAUUUAGGGCAGCAAGGAAGGUCCUCCAUCUUUGUCUGUCCUUGGCCAUCUUCUCCAUUGUGCCCCAGGUGUGGCCAGUGCCAGUCAUGCCUAUCCAGGGUGGUGAGUGAGGAAUACCAUCGCAUACAGGUAUAAAAGGGUUCCUCAUUGCUGGUUUUGACCAGUCAAGGUUGUUAGCCUGACUUGAACCCCCGAACCCAGAUGAUCACUCUUAGUCUGGCCUCUAGUUUGACCUGUUUGGCGUGGGGACCCUGCCAAGAGUAAAGCACAGGGCCCUGACUUCGGCCAACAUAGCUCUCGGGGUCUUUGAGGCAUGCAAGCCUCCCAACCCUGCGGCAAGUUUGUGGCCCUCUCGGAGGCAAAGGGUUCAUGUCACCAUCUAACGUUUGUCAGUCAUUGCAGUUUUCAGAAACGCAGGGGUUCCCUUGUUAAUGAUAAGGGCUGAUGGUAUAAAAAGGGUUGAAAACCUCUGCAGUAAUGCUUCAACAGUUUAACAAGAUACUCUUACUCACCGUCAGAGGCCAAAGUAGAGGGCAAAGUCUUGGGAAAGUACUGGAGAACUGCAAUAUCUUCAAGGAACAAGGGCAGUAAGUUGGGAAGGAUGGUGCAGUUCACCUACAUGAGAAACCAUUCUGUAAGGAGUCUGCACAUCCUUCCCCAUGGAGCGUAUGGGUUUUCCCCUGGGUGCUCCAGUUUCCUUCCCCCAGUCCAAAGAUGUACCGGGUAGAUUCACUGGUGAUUGUAAGUUGUCCCGUGGUUAGGUUAGGGUUAAAUUGGGGUUGUCAGGGGUUACUUGGGUGGCGUGGCUGGAAGGGCCGACUGCACGCUGUAUCACUAAAAUAAAAUAAAAAAAUAAAAUAUUCCAAGCAUAGUCAGAACUGGCUUCAUUUCAGGACAGCCUGAUUACACAGGAAAGCAUUGAGAAUGUUGGCAGCGAGACACAGUGGUUCUAAUCCAGAAUAUGGAUCCUAACAAAGAGUGAAGAACAAUGAUAUCUGGGAUCCAGUCUGUGCCCAAUCCCAAUUUGAUGGAUCCCAUGCCCGUGUGAAAGGCCGAUUCCCUAUCCACUCCUCAGCACUUCUGACUUAAAAAUAGACUCCACCUCCCCUUUUGUCAAAAUGGCCAAUAUUGGCAAUGAUUCUUCAAAACUGAAUUUGGUGUGAAGGAGAGGCUGAGGUUGCAGGGGACAGUGAGCGAGUGGGGGAGGAGGAACUAGAGAGAGAUUGUGAAAUGGGAGGUAGAAUCGCAGGUGAAGGUGGAGUGAAGUGGAUAUACGGUAAGCGCUAGAGACAGGAUGAGCUUCGGCGAACAAGGUUGUGUGUUGCUGUAGUUUUCGGGUGUGAAAUCGACUGGUGUCAGUGGUGUUGAGUGGAACUGAUUAUAUAUGUAUUGGAAUGAGCAGUAAUAGGCUUUAUUUUGCCUGACUUGGCCAACUGUCUCACCCUCUUCCCCAGACGAUUCCCUUAGUCACUCUGUAGCCAACAUUGUGCCAUCAAGGCCACUGGGAGAAUGCAGGUCCUGCUGUUCCACUUCCAGACCCCAGCACCACCCAAUGACAGCUGUCAGGAGUCUUUUCACCUGCUUCUAAAUAUCCCUGACAGAGACAUCCAAAACAUUCAAAUAUCACAAAAGUUUAAAAUUAAUGAAGAAAUUAACAUUAACCAAUGCAAUUAAAAUUUCUGGUGUAAAUUAAUUGGAAACACUAAUUUUAUUUAAAGUAAAAGGGAAUUUUAAAAAAUCACCUUUUCCAGCCCGUCCUACCAAAGGGUUUCGGCCUGAAACAUCGACUGUACUCUUUGCCUAGAAGUUGCCUGGUCUGCUGAGUUCCUCCAGCAUUUUGUGUGUGUUACUUUGGAUUUCCAGCAAUCUGCAGACUUUGUCAUGUUUAUGAUUAGACCCUGACGUUUAUUCUGUACUCCUAGAUGUAAUAAAUAGGUGCAGAAAUCAGAAAACAACUCACCCACAAUGAGUGUGUCUUCUGAUCUGCUGGCCAAUGUUCUGUAUGUUUUGGGUCUUUAAGUGGGUACUACUACCCUUGUUUUUUUUUGCUGGCUGCCAAUUUUUUUUAAUCACUGCUUUCUGCAUGGAAACUCAGGGCAAGUUGAUCCCAUAAUCUCAUUUCCAACUAUUGGACCUAUAUUGGGGACAAUACAAUGUCCCCAGUUUGCAAACUUCAAAAUAAAUUACAGUGUGCAUCAGCACCCUGUCAACAGUGCUCUCCCACUACUGCGGUGCCACACCUAUGGAUAACUGGCCAGUAGAAAAAAAUCACUCAUAGCACCAGCUGGCAGCUGGAACAGAGGAAAUAAAAACUCCUUGAGAAACUAGGCAGUAAUGAAGAAUUUUGAGGAAAUGGAAGUCAAUGAUGAAUGGUUUCAAUCUGUUUUUGAUACCUAACAUACAAUUAAGUCAGAUGUUGUCUGGAUUAUUUAAUUUUGUUCCUCCCUUAGGCAGCACGAAGCUACUGUGUCCAGUUCUCCCAAUGCAGCCUCCUGUACAUUGAUGAGACCUGUUGUAAAUUGGGGGUCUGCUUCGCCAAAUACUUCAGCUCUAUCCGCCACAAGCAGAACUUCCCAGUGGCCAAAUAUUUUAAUUCCUAUUCCCAUUCCAACAUGUCGGUCCAUGGCCUCCUCUUAUGCCAAGAUGAGGUCAACCUCAGGAUAGAGAAACAACACCUUAUAUUCUGUCUGUGUAGCCUGCAACUUGAUGGCAUGAAUAUCGAUUACUCCUUCUCUUAAAACAAUUCCCACCUUCUUCUAUUCCCCACUUUGACCAUUUACCUCUUCUCACCUGCCUAUCACCUCCCCCUGGUGUCCCUUCUCCUUCCCUUUCUCCAAAGGUCCAGUCUCCUCUCCUAUUAGAUUCCUCCUUCUCCAACCCUUUAUCUUUCCAACCCAGCUAGCCUCCUUCCCCUCUCCCCACGUUUUUAUUCUGACAUCUUUCCCCCUUCUUCCUCAGUCCUGAAGAGUAGUCUCAGCCCGAAAUGUCAACUGUUUAUUCAUGUCCAUCGAUGCUACCUGACCAGCUGAGUUCCUCCAGCAUUUUGUGCUUGUUGCUUUGAGCACGAGGUUCAGUGACCAGUACAAAGGUGCUGCACGAGGUCAAUGUUAAGCAACAGUUCCAGAGAGAACCCUGUCCCCCUUCGUAACAUCCAGAAUACUUUUGAUGCUUACAGUAUAUACACAUGUUGUCAGGUGUUCAGCUGAAGCCCAACUCAUUAGAAAGGUAAAUGUGCCAAUAUAAAAGACAAAUAAUAGCUGGAGACCAUCGAAAGUGUAAGGUCAAACCACAUAAGUAAUGAUUUAAUUCCUUCUCAGGCUUCAGUGUUGACUCAGUAACCUUUCCUUUUCAUUCCUACAUAUGAGCUUCUGUUGCUUCCCAUAUUUUAAGCUGGGGUUCUGUAGUCUUACUCUUGGUCUAGAGCCAAGCUUAUAUCUCUCAACUUCCUCCCAAUUUCAAAAAUCCUGGCAAGCACCUUCUCGAGAGACCCAUGCUAAUAUGACGGUAUGAAUACAAUGCACUGAUUAACUAUUCUGUGACAAAAAAAGGCUUUCUGCCUAUUAAAUUCAUACAAUAAUACAAAGAGGUUAUUCAGCCCAUUAGGUCUGUGCUGGCUCCUGCAAAUUUGAGUCCAGUUAAGACCAUAAGACACAGGAGCAGAAUUAAAUCACUUCCCCCAACAAGUCUGCUCUGCCAUUUCAUCAUGAUUGAUCCAUUUUCCCUCUCAGCCCCAAUAUCCUGCCUUUUCCCCAUAUCCCUUCAUGCCCUGACUAAUCAAGAAUUUAUCAACCUCUGCCUUAAAUACACCCAGCCAACUGUGGUAACAAAUUCACAGAUUCACCACUCUCUGGCUAAAGAAAUUCCUCCUCAUCUCCAUUCUAAAAGGAUGUUCCUCUAUUCUGAUGCUGUGUCCUCUGGUUUGAGACUCCCCCACCAGAGGAAACAUCUUCUUGACAUCCAAUCUUAUCGAGACCUUUCAACAUUCAAUAGGUUUCAAUGAGGUCACCCCUCACUCUUCUGAAUUCCAGUGAGUAGAGGCCCCGAGCCAUCAAACCUCCUUAUAUAACAAUCCCAGAAUCAUUUUCGUGAACCUCCUUUGAACCCUCUCCAAUGUCAGCACAAGCUUUCUUAGAUAAGGGGCUCAAAACUGCUCACAAUACUCCAAGUGAGGACUCACCACCGCUUUAUAAAGCGACAAUAUUCCAUCCUUGCUUUCAUAAUGCCAUUCCCCGUAUUCUUUUUCCAUAUAUCUGAUCCCUGUUUGAAAGCUAGAGGCACAAGAGACUGCAGAUGCUGGAAUUGAGCAACACUAGAUUUAUGUGACAUGGUGCAAAAGUCACAUGUCCUUCCACAGCACUCCAGACGAAGUGUCUCAUCCCAAAAUGUUAAUUGUCCAUUUUGCUCUGUGGAUGCUGCCUGAUCUGUUGAGUUCCUCCAUCACCUUGUGUGCCACUACUAUUUGGGAGUGCACUUCAAAUCUUAACCACUUUGCUCAUUGGAGAAUCUUCAGUUAACGUAUAGAGAUCAGCUUUAUUUGUCACAGAUACAUUGAAACUACAGUGAAACGCAUUAUUGGCAUCAAUGACCAACAUAGUCUUAGGAUGUGCUGGGGGCAGCCUCCAAGAGUCGCCAUCAUAGCAUGCCCACAACCUACUAACUCUUAACUUGAGCAUUUUUGGAAUGUGGGAGCAGACUGGAGCAUCCAGAGACACCACAUGUGGCCACAGGGAGAACGUACAAACUCCUUACAGACAGCGAUGGGAAUUGAAAUCCAGUGUCAGUGUACUGUUAAGCUUUAUGCUAACCACUUCAGUAGCAUGCUAUCCCAAGUUGUCUGAGUACCUGAAGCUUGAGCCCUUUUGGAUUGGAUCAUUAAUAAAAACUGAAGAAUGAAAAAAAAGGAAGGUGGAGAUAUUCUCUACAUGUUAUCCUGCCAUGGCUGAACUGGGAUUUAGCUGAACAGGCUGAAUACAGGUGAACUUUCCAAGCUUAUUCACCCUCAAUUUCUCUAGGAAGGCUUCGACUGGAACACACAGAGGGCCUGACUCUGGGGCUCCUUGCAUCAACUAGCGUAGACAGUCUGCAAGAUUUGAAAUCUAGUGUGAAUACAUCGACUUAAGAGUGGGAGAUCUAACAACCUCUGAGAACCUCAAUUUAGGUAGCUUUAAGUUCCUCGGGCUCAAUAUCACAAAUGACCUGACUUGGUCCAACCAAGCAGAGUCCACCGCCAAUAAGGCCCACCAGCGCCUUUACUUCCUGAGAAGGCUAAGAAAAUUUGGCCUGUCCCCUAAAACUUUCACUAAUUUUUAUAGAUGCACCAUAGAAAGCAUUUUUCUAGGGUGCAUCACAACCUGGUAUGGAAGUUGUCCUGUCCAAGGCUGGAAGAAGCUGCAGAAGAUCGUGAACACAGCCCAGCACUUCACACAAACCAAACUUCCGUCCUUGGACUCACUUUACACGGCACACUGUCGGAGCAGUGCUGCCAGGAUAAUCAAGGACACGACCCACCCAGCCAACACACCUUUCGUCCCUCUUCCCUCCGGGAGAAGACUCGGGAGCUUGAAGACUUGUACGGCCAGAUUUGGGAACAGCUUCUUUCCAACUGUGAUAAGACUGCUGAACGGAUCCUGACCCGGAUCUGGGCCAUACCCUCCAAAUAUCCGGACCCGCCUCUCGGUUUUUUUGCACUACCUUACUUCCCCUUUUCUAUUUAUGAUUUAUAAUUUAAAUUUUUAAUAUUUACUACCGAUUUGUACUCCAGGGAGCGCGAAGCACAGAAUCAAAUAUCGCUGGGAUGAUUGUACGCUCUAGUAUCAAUUGUUCGGCAACAAUAAAGUAUAAAGUAAGUAUAAAGGAUCAGUGGGGGGCCUUAACUAAACUUUAAAAGCUUGUAUUUCUUCCACUACAAUGUGUCCACCAUAGUCAACACGAAGCUCCUGUAACUCUUUGACUGAAAUCCACGCAUCAGAGUCAAAGUUGUAUUUGUAACCGAUAGGAAAGGGAGCUAGCUACUUUGAAGAUUAUACUGGAAGAAUUUUGCUUGGAUCUGCGGGGGGCUUCACUCAGCAGCUAGUGCUGAAGUUACUCAGUUAAUUGAACAAAUUAAAUGUGCUGGGAACUAACAAACUUUGGCAAGCUGGAAAGUCAGACAUUGAUGAUCAUCAAAGACACGUCUGGCAUAAACACGUUUCCUGCAGCCUGAUCACGAGAUUCACAACACCCAAACCUCUUCCUGAAAACAAGCAUAGUCACUGAUCUAGAAAUACCAGGCUUUGAUCGAGGAUGGCUAACAGUAAUAUUAACCACAAGAACUGUUGCCACAGUUACUAAGAUUUCAACUUUUCUACAUGACCUGGUCAAGACUUGCAAACAUACCACAAGGCCCACAUGAAAACCACCAAGUUCUCAAUAUUUACCCAAGACUUUCCAUUCUCCAUGGCAACUAGUCAUCCAUUUAUUGUAAAAUCUUCACUUGGUCUUCUGGUCAUUAAGUAACUGCUAGCAUUCACUGAAGCUUGGUGAGUCUCCUGAUGUAAUAAUUCCUAACGCACAGGAAUCAGGUCUCUUAAACUAAGAGAGAAGACUACACCUGCACAAUGCUCUCUGACUUGGAAGGUCUCUUUCUCCAAUAAUAUCAAUCCCAUCCUUGAAUUGAUGAGCAUGUGGCCAGUCAUCAAGCUGGGUGGUGGCCUUAACCCUGCAUGGUCAAAUUUGGAGCCAACCAUGAUUGUUCUUCUGGGCACUGGAGGGGUUCAGUGUCCCUGACCACUCAGCAGUUGUUCAAUCUUUUUUUUAUGUGGCACUGGAACUUAGGAGCUGGAAAAAAAGAGGUACACCGUACAUAACCUGUCUUGGAACAAGUAUCAGGACAGUCUGGUCACUGAUAGGAAUACUCCAAGAAGAGCUAGAAUAAGCUUGAUAGGUCAAAGAAAAUUGUUGGUUCAAAGAUUUGAAGUUGUUAAGGAGUCAUUUUGUGCUGCACUGACUCUACAACUAUGAUCAAAAUUAAUUGAAUAGUGGUCUCCUUGACUGUGACCUCCCGCAUUGUAACAUCACCUGAUCAUGUGGACUACACUGAGUCUGCUCAAUCCUUCAUCUGGUACAGUGUCUUAUAAUAAUUGGUCAGAACAGCUCGAUCCCACUGGCGCAAAAAAGCAAGGCAGUUCCAGAACACAUUUCCUACAUAAACACAAGUCGGUUAGUAAGUUUUCUUUAUUCCAUAAGCACAGGUGUGAACCAGCAAUGUCAGGUUUUAGCUGAGGAUUACCAAUUCCAAACAUUGGUUUAAACUUUAGCCAUUGUUGCCACUGUGAUCCAGAUUAAUACUCUUUUCCAGUCCUGGACCAGCCCUACACAUUCCACUCACGCCACAAAUACGACAGAGAAACCACCAGAAGCUCAAAGCUCUCUAUUCACCAUGAGCUCGUUAUGUGCUGUGUUGGGUCGUAUGAUGUGGACGAUCAUGGUCUUUGACCAUGAUUGUUCUUGGUAAAUUUUUCUACAGAAGUGGUUUGCCAUUGCCUUCUUCUGGGCAGUGUCCUUACAAGACAAGUGACCCCAGCCAUUAUUGGUACUCUUCGGCGAUCACCUGCCUGGCGUCGGUGGUCACAUAACCAGGUCGUGAUAUGUACCAGCCGCUCAUACGACCAUCCACCUCCUCCUCCCAUGGCUUCGCGUGACUGAUCGGGGGCUAAGCAGGUGCUACACCUUGCACAAGGGUGACCUGCAUCUAUGUAACCAUUCUUUUCAAUGUCAUUUAGGUUCUCAUUUUCGCUUGCAACAUUCAAAUCAAUACCGUGGUCCUUAAAUACAGCCUGUACCGGCCUUCACCCACCAAUUCAACAUUAAACCUACUCGAGAAAAUCUGGAAAUCCUAACAGCACACACACAAAAUGCUGGCAGCGAUAAGGAGUAAACAGUCGACGCUUUCGGCCAAGACGCUUCUUCAGGACUAAUGUGUGUUGCUAUAUUAAACCUGUUCUAUUCUCCCUACAUUCUCAUUAAACCCUCCCCCACUUAGCCACUCACCUGCACACUAAGGACGAUGCAAACUGGACAAUUAACCUUCCAAUACACAUUUUGUGAGGUGGUAGGAAACUGGAGCAAAUGCGCACAUAAUUGUUAGCGCUGUAAGUUAAAGUUAGGUACUUUUACAUCAUCUCCCCUCCGGCAAGCCUCACCAAACAAACGUCUUGGUACUUGUAUAACGAAUUAAAAGUGGCUGAUUUUUUAAAAUAAAUGCUACACUGAUUUUUUCUGCUGGAAUUACUGGAACUCACCUCCAGUAAAUUAUAUCUGGACAAUGGGAAACCCCAUUAACACACUACCAAUUUUUUUAAACAUUUUUUUCCGAUAUCUUGACAGUUUGAAACAGUGACUGGAGUAUUUAGUAAAAGUAACUGCAGGCGCAAAAACAGGAGUCUUUCAUUUAUUUAGACAUAUUAUAGAGUAAACCUAAUUCAGAAGCAUCUGUCCUUGAACUAACACUUCCCCAUAGCCACAAAUUGCAAGCUGCUUGCUGAGUAAUUUUAAUCUGAAAAUCAGCUUUUCGAAUAACUGCCGCUUUUGCUAGGUUUAUGAGUGAGUGUGUGGGCUGUAGUGCCUUUGGUUACUGUUAUGCUGGUAAAGAAAAUGAUAGGUUGGCAGAUCUUUAGUGUAAUCAGAAAUAAACCUCUUUCUUGACAAAGGUUUCCUUUUGUGCUGGAUGUCACAAACCUGAAGCAAGAUGAAUUCCGUAGCGCGGGCCCAGUUUGCAAACGUUCGAAAGUUAUGAGAGGCUGUGCUUCCCUGAAUAUUUUGGGGGGAGAAAGACUGUGUGUGCUUGUGACACCUCGCGGUGAAUACCAGUAUUGCACUAACCAAUUCUUUUGAAUCAGAAUCGGGCUUAUUACUGACAUAUGUCGUAAACUUUGUCUUGUGACAGCCGUACAGUACUUUAAAAUUACCCCAAGUUACAAUAAAAAUAAAUAAAUGGUACGAAAGAGGAAUAGUGAGGGACCGUUCAAAACUCUGAAGGCAGAGGGGGACGUGCAUUGGAGAAAUAAGACAAAUACCCCCGCCCUACCAGUAUAUCCAAGGACAAGGAGAGGGAAUAUCAACUAAACGGCACCAUUCUAAAGGGUGUGCAGGGGAACAAGGAAACUUGUAUGUGUAAGCGGAUAAAAAUGUAAACGUGGCAAGGAAUGUUGAAUGUGCUGUUUUUGAAAGCUUUUGGGAUCCUGAACUUCAUAAGUACAAAAGCAGAAGCUGAUGCAUUAUUUUGUAAAACAAUGAUUAGGUCACAGAGUACUGAGCUUACUUUUGGCUUUCUAACAACUUGAAUGCGGUCUUUGAGAGGGUGGAGAAAGUAUUUACUGGAAUAGUGUGAAGGAUUUGGGAUUUCAGAUACAACGUUAAACUGGAAGGGAAAAGAGAGUUGUUCUUAGAAAUGGAAAAAAAAUUGAAGAGUUUUUAUAAAAGUGUGCAAAAUGAUGAUAGGCUUCCAUGGGGUAAACGGAAAAUUCCAAAACCAAAAUACUCAAGGAACAAGGGCACAACUUAACGUAAUGGGUAAAAAAUAACGGGGGGGGGGGGAAGAAAGAGACUUCUUUUAUAUAAGCACAGAGAACGGAUAUGAUCUAUAGUUGUGGAAACAGUAGAUCUUAGUAUUUGUGAUUCAAGUUUUCUAAAAGUAUUUUGAUUUGUCAGGGAAAUGAGAACUUUCAUGGAAUAAGCUGGAAUAUGUUGAAACUUUGAGUAAGGAUGGCGAAUAACACUACUAAAAAGGUAAUGCAGAAAUAUAUAAUCGAGAUUGAGCGAGCUGUAUUCAUUAUUUUUCUUCCAGAAUUGAUGAGUCUUAAAAUAAUGGAGUCCAUUCAAUUUCCUGUUUGCGUCAGCUCUUUGAAAAACCUAAUCAAUUGAUGAAAAGCCUCCACUCCUCCCUUAUCCUUACCUGUUGUGACACUUGAAUGGCUUGCUUGGCUCGCUGGAAGGCAUGAAGACAUAGUACAGUACAUAAACUGUCUGCUCAACUUGAGGAUGAUCAAUACCAUGGUUCAUUGAAUUUUGAAGAUUAGAUCCACAUAUCAGUCACUAGAAAUUGCAGGUGUCCCCCCCCCCCCCGAUGUGGGGCAGCUGGUGGCAGGUCAGGGUUUCUUUCCCUUCCCAUUCUAUACCCUCUCUUUUUGGCUUAGAGGGAAAAGACAUUUCCCUUGGAAGCAGAUUCCCACUUUGUGAAGGAACAGACACCACUAAGUAGCAAUGGAAUGUUGUCUUUCAGCAUAUCAUGAAGCAGCUAUUUUAUGGUUAAGCUGAUGGUUAAUGGCCGAAAAACAAUCAAAUUUAUUAAGUUUCACUUAAUAAGUUGCUCUAGUGGACCUUGCAUUUAUAUUAUCUGGGUUACAGAUCUCAAACCAUAAUCACUAUUUUACAACAGGAGGGCAUCCACAGUUCUAGUAUUUAAGCUUGGAACUUCCUGGCAAAUUGCACUCCAAAUACUGAUGAGAAUGUGUAAUAGGCAGGUACUCCAAUUAAAGUACUGGACAGAUGAUUGCAAGAGAGAAGCAUUCAUGCAACACAGGCAAUAAUCUGCAAGGGUUUCUUGGUGCAUUGAUGCUAUAGAAGUUAUAGCGACUAUAGAAGUUAUGGAGGUCAUAGAAGUUUGCAAGCGCAUUGUAACCCAAGGAAAAAAUAUCACAAGGUGGACAUAAUGAUAGACGAGCUAGGGUUGUGUGGUAUCUGUAAUAUUUGUGUAAUAUUUCACUACAUAUUCAGUAUUUACCCAGUUGAAGUAUUUCAAAUGUAGUGUAGGGAUUUUUUUUUAUUUUUGAGGGGUGGGUUUAGUAAAUUAUUGUACAGAAGUUACUUGUUCGUGGCAUGUUUAUCAAGCUGUGCUUGUUAAUUGUUAUAUUGCCUGUUUGUUCUGUUUUAAAGUUUCUUAGAGUUUUUGAACGACUGCCUUACUUUCACAUUCAACAUAAACACAUUGCCUUAAAUUUUUAAAAUUAAAUCAAUCUUGUUAACUCAUUAAGACUGAUAUAACACAGACUGGUGAGAAUGUGCAAUGCUCAGCUUUUUCAUAAGUGCAACUGACCUUGGUAUUUAAAAGAGAAGACAUACAUAAUACACAAGACCAGCCUUACAAAUGCUAUUUAGCUGUGGAACAUGCAGCACAGCUGUACAGUGUGAGGCAUGGUAAUAAAGUUGAAAUCUCAGCAUUAACGCUGGCAAGUUUAAAUUUGCAUCAUUAAAUAAAUCCAGGAUGAACAAAUAGAAUAAAAAUGUUCAAAUUGCAAAAGGUUAGUCACAAAACCAGACUACCAUUAAAACUCGCCCGAUUCACUGUUGGGAAAGGUAUACACUGUUCAUUCAGUUGCACAGGUAUAAACCCAGCACCAUUGUAUUAACUGGCUCCUGAUAUUGUCCAGCAAACCUCAAUAAAGGGAUGGACAUUAACAACUGAAGUAAAAUAAGCUCCCCUAACAAAGUCAGUGUGUCUGACCAGGGUCCCUCACCAUUUAUACUUUGCAUAUUCACCAGUCUGUUGAGUGUCAUUCUGUUGAAAGGAGGCUGAAAAAAUAUGAUAUUCAUUUAACACACUGUAAAUAAUGCUUCACUCUGCCUGUGAGUUGACCCUUGCACCGAAUUUUGACCUGCUUGUACUAACUGGCUGGGAAUGCAGUGACCUCUCAUCUUCAUACAAUCUCUGAAAGAUGGUUCUCUGUGCUCACAAGAGACAACAGGUUGAAAGAUUACUGCCACCUGUUUUGCAAAUAAAGUUUUCCAUUAACCCAAUAGAAUGCCGUGCUAAAAUAGAAGAUGGGAAUGAUACAAAUGUGCCAAACUUUUCACAACACUAUGAAAGGAAAAGAAUCGCAACAAACCUCAGAGAAUGGACUUGAUAUUUAACAUUACUUUAAGCUAUCCAUCAAAAAUGAGAUGUAAAGAUGCUGAAAAAAAAACCCAAAUGCUGCAACUGCAUUGGAAACAGUAUGAGUUUCCUUGUAGCAUGUUUCCAGUAGGAGAUGCACUAGUAUGUUGGUUUUAGUUCUACAAUGGGAGGCAAAGUGAGUGUUAAGGACCAAAGAGCAGCAUUUUUGUUAAGUGUGCAUUAAUUUUGUUUGAUAGAUCUUGUGAAAUGUUUGAAACAGCAAGAAACCUGUGGUGGCCAGUGGUUCCCAACCUUUUUUUAUGCCAUGGACCAAUACCAUUAAGCAAGGGGUCCAUAGAGCCCAGGUUGGAAACUCCUGUGUCAAAUGCUCGAGUGAGGUAACCAAUGGCACUUUCAACCCAUCGCUGGAGGGAAGAGCAAAAGCUAGGUCAGAAAAUGGAGUUCAGGGAUGGAUCCAGGCUCAGUCUGAGUGGAGAGAAAAUACUCACAAAUGAUUGUAAAGAGAAAAAAAAAUGGAUGAUGAGAUUUGUUUUUGUCCAUGCUGUAUUCCCCUUAAUGUAACUUUUGUCAAUAAACUUGGUAUGCCAGUAACAAAUGUGUGAGAGUCUUACUUAAACUGGGUUGCAACUUUUGAAGUUUACAUCAUGGCCAAACAAAUCAGUAUUCCAGGAAAGUUCGUGGAGGCCCAUUCUUGUCAUACAGUAGUGCUAAUGGAAUAAGUGACUUCACUUGUGUGAAUGUAAUAUGAGCCACUAACAAUACCGCCUUUAAUUAAUGGUGCUUUCAAAAAAAAAUUAGGAUAUUUGCAUCAUGGAUCGCAGCAGAAACUGCAAUUAAAAGUGGAACAAUAAUACUUAAAAUUGCCCUCCCUUGUUCUAUAAUAACCAACCGAUGCUGGCUGUUAAUUGUGUUAAAUGCGUUAUCUUUGGUGUUUCCCCUUUCUUUUCCAAUAACCAUGUGUGCGACAGACCAAUGACGUCUUUACAGUAUGCUUGUUUUGAGAGGAGCUGAAUGCGAUGAAAUUGGUCAUCCAAUCAGUCUAGGUCAGAAAUUAAAGCCAGUUUGCCACAAAGUACAGGCCAGAAUCUAGCAAAGGCCUCGUAUAAAGGUCCUGGUGUAUCUGCUGGUCAACCAACAAAUCUAUGACACAUCAUCUAAAAAUUUCUGUCUCAGCUGGAUCAUGUCUAUAGUUACAACACAAAAGUGCAGAGCUGCUGAACGGUAAUCUUGAAGAAUAUCUCUAUGUACUUUUUAUUAAAAAUCAUACAAACCAAAAUAGUCUAUGGUGCACACUUACAAGAUUUUAGUUGGCAUAAGCAGUUUCCGCAGGAGCUAAUCACAAAGACAGUUUACUGAGACAAACGAGAUUAGCAAACAGAAGAUUCUAUCAUUCCUUUCACAGUAAAACAAGCAAAGUACCUCCUUAAACAGCAGCUACACAAAGCUAAAAGGUACCCCUUUAUUAAGUUAUUCAACUGGCCAUGUGCAAUGUAUAUAGUGUGGAUGACAUAAGGGGCAAUAAGUUGUUUCAAUACUGGAAGAGUCAUUUUCAUCAAAUUGUAGAAAUUUCUUAAUUGAUGAACCCAAACAAAGGUCCUUAACAACUGCAUUAACUUGUAAAGUUCAAGAAUAUUUGUGCCAUGACACCCCGUAGGAACACAAGCUCUGGUUCAGGAUUGUGACUUUAAUUCCACCUCAAAAAUAUGGAAUAAUUUUUUUUUAAGUUUAAUGGAUGCCGAGAAUUAUCAUUCACAUACUCAAGUAAAAAUGGUAGAUUUUGUUCCAACAGCAUUGUGCAGUGAACCCAUGGUCCUAUUUUCUGCAGACUGAUUCACGGGGAGUUUUAAACCUAUGGCAAAAAUCAAGGAAUUUAUAAGAUACUUGGAACAUAUGAAUGUGAGUGAUGUUGGUGCUGGUGAAAGGCACUCUCUGCUGGUCAAGUAGGGUUAAGUACUCCUACGUGAAGCAUAAUAGCCAGAUGCAGAGAAAAACUCCCCUCAUUCUUCUCCAACAGUACAAGUCUCAAUCAAUCUCUAGAGCACUUAACAUGACAAAUGCAUUUGUAGUCAAUUCCCAUU